GCCGGGUGGGCGGGACUUCUACGCCAUCGACCAAUAGCAGCGCAGAACGCGAGCAGGCUCCAGCAGCAGCGGGUCUGUGGUGCGCGUGGAUGGGGAAGAGGAGGGGAGGGAGCCCGAGAGAAACGGAGAAACCCAAAUAACGGUACACUCCAACAUACAUGGAGCCCGCCGACCCCCGCAUUUAAACCGUCCCGCCUCCAAACCCGCUUCCUGUGAUGUUUACGUUUGAGCAGACGGACGCGGCGAACCCGUUUUAAAAGCCGAGGGACGGCUGCGGUCCACCAUUGUGUGCGCAGAAAUUGGAAGAAUGGCCUGGAUGUGGAAGAAGAAGUCUCUUAUCGCCACCAGCCUGAUUGUGGUGGUUUCGCUCUUUGUGGUCGUGGUGAACUUCUCUCAGAUGCCAGACUUCGGUCAGACGUUCAGCAACCACUGGAUGUUUUCCAAGCAGUCAUACAAGGCUUUCAAGCCUCACCUGGGCUACGUCAGCAUCCCAAAACAGGAGCCAUUGAAGCUGAACUGCGAGCUGUGCAGCAUCGUGUCCAGCUCCGGUCAGAUGUUGGGCCAGGCUGCCGGCGCGCAGAUCGACCGCUCUCCCUGCAUCUGGCGCAUGAACAACGCUCCCACGCGAGGCUUUGAAAACGACGUCGGGCGGCGGACCACGCUCAGGGUCGUCUCUCACACCAGCGUGCCGCUGCUGCUGCAGAAGCCGCAGCACUUCUUCGGCCAGGGCAACGACACCCUGUACGUGGUGUGGGGGCCGCUGCGGAACAUGAGGAAGGACGGGAAGGGCAUCGUGUACAACAUGCUGCGGCAGGCGUCGGAAAACUACCCGCACGCUCGCAUCUACGCCACCACAGAGGACCGGAUGAACUACUGCGACAUGGUGUUCAAGAAGGAGACGGGAAAAGACAGUGGUCUCAGUUGUCCAGUCUCCACAGAGACGUCACAACAGAAAAGGCUAAAUGAUGAUGACAGAGAGGCGGAACAGAAAUGUGUCAUCAUCAUGGGCAGCGACACCGCCACGCUUUGUGGCCCUGACAUUUCCUGCAGCUCUCAAGGGAUUCAGUCCGGCUCUUACCUGAGCACCGGCUGGUUCACACUCAUCCUGGCCAUGGACAUGUGCAAAGAGAUCCAUAUCUACGGCAUGAUAAAUGACACCUACUGCAGGACUGAGGGCUACAGGCAGGUUCCCUACCACUACUACGAGGCAGGCAGCCGGGACGAGUGUGCAGAGUACCAUCUGCACGAGAACGCCCCCUACGGCGGACACCGCUUCAUCACAGAGAAGUCAGUUUUCGCCAAAUGGGCCAAAACCCACUCCAUCAAGUUCUUCAACCCUCCGUGGCAGCUGUCGUGACCCCGGCCGACCCUGGCACGACAAAAUUCACGCUAAAGCAAACACACACAUCAGUUUUCAGAUUUCUCCCCAUAUCUGUUGUUUCGUUCCCAUUUGGUUCUUCAGAAUUAAGUGAAAUCUGAAGACUAAAUGUGGACGUGCAUCUUUCAUACCUUCGGCUUCUUGGAUUGUACGUUUCAGCAGACGAAUGUGGAACGCUCCCUGCUCUGCACUGACAGAACCAAACAUUUGAACCAGCAAAGAACGCCGCCUUGAGAGGAAAAGACGUUGUCUGGUGUUAACUCGCUUUGGAUUUGGGGGGAAGAACUCCAACCGGACGGUUUGUGUCGGCUUGGACGUCUCAUCAGCUUCUCUGCUGUUUCCCCUUGGAGUUCGCCUCCAGUAACAAGCUUCGUUCAGGCUUUCAUCUACUGAGGGAAGAUGCUCUGUCAGUUUCGAUUUGCAUCGAUCCGUUAAAAAGAUCUUCAGCAAACAAGAUUGUUUCACAAAGCGAUCAAAAACCAGGUUGUAGGUAAAGAUGUAAAUCGGCUUUGUUGUGUUUCAACCUGAAGAUGUUGCCUCCUUUUUCUUGCUAUGAUCCAGUGAAGCUAAAUUUCAUUGUGGUUUUGGUUUUAGCCUCUGGAGGGUUUGCUGAUUUACUGUGCCAAUGACAAUGUAAGCAGCACAGCACAGAGAGCGAGGAGCAAUUAGAGUCCAUCUCUCUGGUAGCAGUUUGUGCCCCUACAGAGGAGGAGAUUUAUGUGUGCAGUGAAACCAUUUGAAGUUAAUUGGAUCCCAUUAUCAUUUUGUGCCUGCAAUAUACUUUGCAGUUCAUUGUAUAGACAAAGAAGAAGAUGCAUUUGCUCUCUUUCUCUCAUCUUCUCAUCCAGCUUUGUGCCUCUUUGUGUAACACAUCGCCAUGUGGACUUUAUCCCGUUUGUCUCUGGGUGCAGCUCGCUCGUCUCUCGCUCAGUAACUUCUCAUCGCAUCUGUUACAGGACAGUGAAGAAUAACCAGUGGGUCUCUGCUGGGGCCUGUGGGACCAGCAAUGACAACUGAAAAGAGUCAGACUUCUAAUUUAGGCAACUCAGAGGACAGUGAGAUACUUCUGCUCCAGCGUAAGCGAACAGGAUUGUCGUGGUUUGCAGGUCGGCUGUAGUCACAUGUGAAAACUGGGCUAAAGGUUUGGAACAAAAUGUGCGUUGUUAGCCUUUAGAGCUGCUGGACAAAAUUACUAUAAUAAUGUAUAAUGCUUAGCUAAGAAGGACCAAAAGUGACACAAUUCAGUACACAAGUAUGCUGCUUUUUAUGGCUUUUUUUUAAACCAUAAUCAUCAAAAGUGCAAGAACUACAGGCUGAAAUACUGUAAGGGUGUUUUCACACCUGAUAGUCCGGUAGAUUCGGUCAAAUUGGAGACCAAAAUUGCAACAGAUUUUUUACAUUUUCAGCUGCUGCAGUUCGCUUUCACACUUCAACUUCAAAAUAAUUGAAAAACAUGUUCCCCUCCUGACCUGUGGGGGCGCUACACCAAUAACCACUGAAGUAAAAGACUCAAAAACGAAGAAGACAGUGAGUGCAACUUCCUUUGUCACAAAAUGUAAACAAAAGUGGAGUGACGUCAGAUUUUAGUGGUUGUAGUAUUUUUCUUUUUUCAUUUCUCUCGUUAUCGUUAAACUCUUGCGUUUAUUUUGGAUGGAUUUACCCAGAAUGCCCUGCGCUGUAGUCCACUUCCUGCUUUUAGAGCGGACCAGAGUUUUCAGAGUUUGAUUACGUAUUCACCUUUUCCCAAACAAAUCCGACUCUCUAAAUCAGGGGAGUCAAACUCAUUUUCGUUCUUAAAUGGCCGGUUGUGCCAGAAUGUAUUAAUAAAACCUGUUCACAAACUAUUAAAACAUCAACAAUUUCCUAAAAUUAAAUAUUAUUGAACACCUUUCAGUCCCUCCAGGAUUUUGUGAUUUUUUUUUUUGUAAUAAAAAUCAAACUGUUUGUGAUAAUUUGGAAAUAUUCGCGCUUCAUUAUAACUCGCUGUAUAGAUCAUGGACUAUAAUCCGACAUCAGUUAAGGCUGAGGCAGCUGUUUAGUACAAGUAAGAAAGUUUUUGACAAUUUUUGAGAAAAUCUGCAAUAAACUCCCAAUUAUUAGCACAGAAAAAGUGCGUAAAUUUGUUGAUUUUGCGUGAAUUUCCAUAAUAAUUCUCAACAAACUGGAGGGACUGAUAUAUUUUGGUAGUAAACAGAUGUAAACUGCAUUGAGUUGAUUGAUAACAAUAUUUAAUCAGACUUAGUGUUCAGUCUAGCAUCUAGAGGGCCACAUAAAAAGCUAUGGUGGGCCAGAUUUGGCCCUCAGGCCUUAAGUUUGACACAAAUCGACUAAAGGUUCAAUAAAGUGAACUAAGCAGGACUGGUAUGAAUGAACCCUAUGUAUGAUGAGUUUCACUUUCUGAAAGAAGUGAAAAAAAUAUUGAACUCCUUCACAACAUAAAUGUUUUUCCAGCUGUUUUUGUAUAAGUAAUAAAUACGGGAUGAUGCCGAUCUCCACUUAGACGUCACAAAGCAGCGCAAUGUUUACAGAAGUAAUAAUGGACGCCGCCGUCUUUGGAUCGACUAAUUGUUAAGCGAUCAGAGCCGACAGUAUUGUCACAAGAUCAGAACAAGAAGAAGGAAGUGUGGGCUCUGUUUGGUUCAGCCACUGUUUACAUCUGGAUUUACCGCGUUUGGUUUCUUCUGGUGCUGAUUGUGACGCAAGUCUUUUGUUAAUAACGUAAGAGUUGGAUCAAAUGUGACUGUAGACACAUAUCCAUACGUAUCUGAUUUAGUGCCACAUAUUAAGGGCUCACAAAUUGGAUUUUUGGACCGUUCAAACUGCGGUGAAAAAAUCUGAUUGCAUUUGGCUUCUGUGUGAACGUAACUCUAAAUGUAGGAAAAAAACAAGCAGCUAAACAUUAGACCACACUAAUAAAGUUUUGGUCAAGGUAUGAAAUAUCUGCUUUUCCAAGAACAAGUGAUAUAGAUUAUUAAAAAAGAAAAAAGGCAUGUCAUGGAUUUUCUUCCUCAGUCGUGGAUAAAAACAUUAAGAUGGAGCUGAAAGCCUGUUGGAAAACAAACCAUCGUUAAUGUGCCUCAAGUUAAAGGGACCCCUGUGGAGUUUCCCAGCAAACAAACAGCAGCUUCAGUCACAUUCAGUCAAAAUGCGUUCUGUUCAGCCGAUGCGGUAAUUAAACUCCUUUGAGACCUUCUUUCAGCUGCCUUUAAACCACAGAAAUAACAGCCUGCAGAGCCACAAUAAAAAACACAAACUCAGUCUCGCACAAUCCAGGAGAUGAUCUUUAUCACUGCUUAUAAAGUCAUUGUUGGAGUUUCAUCUGGUUUGUUUUUAAAACAGAAGUGGGUAUUAAUUAGGAUUUUCAUCCUGCAGAUAGAAACUCAAAACAAUCUCUGCAAAUAUUUCAGAAUUUGUCAGCUUGAGGAGGUAAUCUAAAAAUAUUUGAGUUGUGUUCUUAAUCAUUAACACAUGAAUAAAACGGUAACGACAUAAUAAUGCAAGAAAGCAUAAUCAAAUAUCAAUGAACUUUAAAUUCUAAUGAACAUUUAACACCAGAAGACAUUUUAAAUAUUCAGAGUAAAUAAACAAAGUAACAAAAACAACAAUUUAAAUGAAUUAUGAAGUGUCUGUAAUCCAAAUUGUCCUUCAAAAUGUUCUGCAAAAUUCACUUUUUGCUAGUUUUAUGUCCAUGUUGCUCUUAACUGUCCUGGUGGUUUAAAACCCCCCAAAAAAACACACCAGUUUUUUGGCAAUAUGUUUAUUUUUUGGUGUUUCAAAAUCCUCCCCAUUAUUAAGGCACAUUCUAGAGGCACUGCGUUACCUAGCUCAGCACCAGUACAUUUGGUCAGCUGGUUUUACCACAGUAUGUACUGUACAAUGGCAGCUGGAAAAGAUAAGUGCUUCGUUGUUGACUUACCAUCCAUAAACCACUUGCUGCAUUCUUGUUGACUGUGCUCUACUUCUGCUUUUCAAAUAUGUGGUUGUAUAAUUUUGCCAUGUGAGCGUAAACGUUGCUGAGGGCGUGGCCAGCAGCAGAUUAUUUGGAUCUAGAGUGGCACCAGUGUACGCUUUUGGUCUAAACGCUCUAAACCUUCCCUUAUAAUCCAUGAAGUUGUAUUAAAAUCAUAACCGUGGUUAUUCUGUAGAAAAAUCAUGACAUUUUUCACCACAUCGGCCACGCCUAGUCCAUUCCUUCCCUAAGUUUUGUCUGCAGGAAAGCCCUACGUAGUUUAAUAGCACAGCAAACAUUCAGACUGUGUACACCUCAGUGAAACAGAUACUAUUGAUUAUAUCUUUUAGCUGCUUCAGAAUAUCAAUCAGUCUGUAGCUGUUAUACUUCACUAUAGAGAUAUUGUAUCUUAAAAACCUCUAACUAAAAUCCGGCCUUUUAGUAACAUCCUGAGCAGUCCUUGAGAGACAUCACAGCUGCUCCACUGAUUCAUCCUUUCAGUAAUUGUGCUUAUUUCUCCAGGAAGUGCACCGAAUGAUGAGCUCCAUAAAACUGCUGUAUGCAUUAAUCAGUUUGUGGGUUUAGGCUCCUUCUUAGUCUGCAGAGAUAAGCUUUAACUCACAAAGCUAAAGUAAUUGUCUUAAUUUGGCAAAUAAAUUCCAGUGUUUAUCAGAAACUAAAUGCAUAGAGAUUAACUUCCUGCCUACUGGCAGUCGAUAAACAAAUGAAGGCUAACGCGACUAAAAGCUCAGGAGGAGCUUUAUUCUAGCUCAGUUUUCGCUGGAAUGGUGAUCAUAGUUUUACCUGCAAAUCGUGGCAUAUUUUUAGUUGCAACAGGUGCGUGGCAUUGCUGCAUCACCUUGCUGCUUGUUGGAAAUCAGCAAAAUGUAAAACUGUCCUGUUUUAAUUUUUUGGGGGUUGGUCCGGGUCAGCGUUCCCAGUGCCGCCCCGCCGAGCUUCACUAGCAGCUGGGAGUCGAGGUUCCUGCUGAGCGAUACAGCCUGAACGAGUUGAGGACUUGGUUCUAAUUUUUUUUAGCAUCACUAAUUUUGGUUUAGUUUUCAGUGCAAAUAUCUUACUAGAAUAAACUAGCAAAUAUCUAAUAAGACAGAAAUAAAUUACAAGUAACUUUUAAGCAAGAUAUAAGUUUGUUUUAAGAAAAUAAUUAAUUCAUAUUGAUCAGAUUAUUUCAUGUGUAACAUGGGAAACAAUGUCUUGUAAAUGAAAUAAUCUGCCAGUGGAAGUAGAACGUUUUCAUCAGUAUUAAGGAAUUAUUUACUUAAAACAAGCUCAUAUAUCAUGCUUAAAAGUUAUUAGUAAGUUAGUUUUGUCUUAUUUUAAAUGUCCCAAGAUGUUUUCUCUAGAGAUUAGACCAAAGGUACUUGGUAGGACUUUGUGUUUUUGCAGUGCAGCCCUCACGGUCGUGCAGGUUUCCAGAUUAACAACCAUUUUUCUGGAUUUUCCCUCUCAGCCUGGGAUUGUACAGUCAUCUGGCAGCUCUUCGUCACUCUUACCACUGCAGCACACACUGUAACCGCGUUUCACUCAGUGGGGAAAGUUCUGCUGUUUUAUCAUCAUCUAAUGUGAUUUUAACGGGACGUUUAUUACAUCAGUUCAAGAUUUGCUCCAAGACUUUUGUUGUGUUUUUUUUCUUUUAAUAACAGUUGCCUUUAUUGUAUUUUGUGUGCAGUUUUUUUGUAGCUUAUUUUCUGAUCAGCAACAUACAAAAACCAUGAAAGAAUAUGUUUUAUUAAACUAUCAGUCAAUUACAGUCAUAUCAUAAAUUCAAAUGGGACUGAAUUUGGAGAUUGAGAAGAUUUUAUUAUUACAAUGAUCUUAAAGUUUUGUCUUGACAAAGGAAAUUAGAGGAAAAUUGUAGCAACAUGGCUUGAUAAUAAAAUAAAAAAUUUAAUUGAACAGCAAACAGUGAAAUUUAACAUUCACUUAUUAACACCAUAUAUCUUGCUUUGUGCAAACUGCAAAGCACAAAAAGGUCAGCCUGACAUUUUCUGUUGGUUUUUGUGGUAUUUCAACAUAAAAGAUGUUUCAACACUGUAAAAAUUACUCUUCUGAAAACAAGUUGAAAAAUAUUCAAAACAAUGUUUUGCUCAUGUUAAAGUUACUUGUACGGUAAGUUAGUUUUGUCUUUCUUCAGGUGUACUAAGAUAUUUUCAUUUGAAACUAGACAAAAAAUACUUACAGCUUUUGUGAAACUUGUAAGAUUUAAAAAAGUUUUAUAUACAGGUGUCUGCAAAGUUCUUGAUGCCUCAGUUCUUUCUACUUUGUUUCAUCUCCAUGUAAUCCUUCAGAUCAGAGUCUUGUUGUGCAUCUACAGCGGGCGAGACAAACUCAUUUUUGUUUCGGUCCAAAUCCAGAUCAUGAAUGCUCUCAAAGGGCCGGUUGUGCCAGAAUGUAUUGAUAAAACUUGUUCACAAACUGUCAAAAUGUCAGUAGAUUCUUAAAAUUAAAUAAUAUUAUUGAACAUCUUUUUAGUCCCCUCUGGAUUUUGUGAUUUUCUGCAAUAAAAAUCAAAGUGUUUGUGGCACUAAUUUGGACAUAUUUGCCCUUAUUUAUGACGGUAAAUGUGACUUUUUAUUACUCGCUGUUUAGAUCAUGGACUAUAAUCUGACAUCAAUUAAGGCUGAGGCAGCUGUUUAGUACAAGUUUAGUAAAAUAUCUUUUUAUGUAGAUAUAAAAUAUCUACAUAAAAAGCUACGGCGGGCCGUAUUUGGCUCACGGGCCUUGAGUUUGACACAUGUGGUCUACAUGAUUUCUGAAGUGUUUCUGUGAACUCUGGCUGCUUUUCACUUCAGGUGUUUGUGAAUCCACCUAACUCUAACCUUUUAUUCAUAAAACAGAUCCUAAACUCAAAGGAAGAAUCAGGGCUUUGUUAACAACUAACCAGAGAACCGAAUAGAUAUUUACAUUUAACUGCCAGUAUGCUGCCUCACAGACACGUUUAUUAAGUAAAUAAUGAUUCAGUGUUAUCUUUCUGCCCACACAAUGGGCAAUCAAGCUAACUCAGACUGCCACUGUCACAGUUUGUAGGACUUUGAGUUAAAUUUGUCUGAUUUCUGUAUUGUGGUUGUUUGUAAUGCUCUGAAUUUAACCGUGGUGUUAUUUAGCUCUUUGUGCUUAUUUAUGUUACCAUUCAUCUUUGUGUUUCCUCAUUACAUCAGUCUAGCCUGCUCCUUUUUGCAGUAAUCACCUUCCUCUAUGUUUGCGUUCAGUUAUUGUCAGAU
Gambusia affinis (western mosquitofish) is the source of this 8569-nucleotide messenger RNA. It is a transcript of the gene st6galnac3, whose product is annotated as ST6 (alpha-N-acetyl-neuraminyl-2,3-beta-galactosyl-1,3)-N-acetylgalactosaminide alpha-2,6-sialyltransferase 3. Gene Ontology annotation, biological process: oligosaccharide metabolic process; ganglioside biosynthetic process. The record is from RefSeq and is a predicted model, not a curated record. Gene Ontology annotation, molecular function: alpha-N-acetylgalactosaminide alpha-2,6-sialyltransferase activity. NCBI's taxonomy places the organism in Eukaryota, Metazoa, Chordata, Actinopteri, Cyprinodontiformes, Poeciliidae. Bases 308 to 1357 code for a protein of 349 amino acids. The transcript is spliced from 6 exons.